AUGAGCCCCGAGUCGUGCUGCCCGCGGAUGGGCCGCCUGCGUCGCCUCCAGGCGCGGACCUGGGUCGAGCCCGUGGUGGCCUCGACCCAGGUGGCCGCGUCCCUGUACGACACGGGGCUGCUGCUCGUGGUGAAGGCGCACUUCGGCGCCGGGGGCUGGGCCAACCACAGCGCCAGCCCGUCGCCCCGGGGGCCGGCGGAGGACGCGCAGCAGCGGGCCAUCUCCAACUUCUACAUCGUCUACAACCUGGUGAUGGGCCUGACGCCCCUGCUGUCCGCCUACGGCCUGGGCUGGCUCAGCGACCGCUACCACCGCAAGGUGGCCAUCUGCGUGCCGCUGCUGGGCUUCCUGCUCUCGCGCCUCGGGCUGCUGCUCAAGCUGCUGCUCGACUGGCCGCUGGAGGUGAUGUUCGCCGCGGCCGCGGUGAACGGCCUGACCGGCGGCUUCUCGGCCUUCUGGUCCGGGGUCAUGGCCCUGGGCUCGCUGGGCUCCUCGGCGGGCCACCGCUCCGUGCGCCUCAUCUUCAUCGACCUGGUCCUGGGCUUGGCCGGGUUCUGCGGGAGCAUGGCGUCCGGACACCUCUUUAAGCAGAUUGCUGGCCACUCGAGGCAGGGGCUGGUGCUGGCCGCCUGCAGCGUGAGCUGCGCCACCUUCAGCCUCUGCUACAGCCUGUUGGUGCUCACGGUGCCCGAGGCGCCGGCCAAGUCCAGCCAGGGGCUCGCCACCGUGGAGACCGUGUCUGGCGUGGUGGGCACCUACCGCACCCUGGACCCCGAUCAGCCCGAGAAGCCGACCGUGGUGGGGCAGCCCCCAUCUCCAGAAAAAGCGAAGCCCAAGCAAGUGAUCAUUGUGCUGCUGUUUGUGGGCGCCAUCAUCUAUGACCUGGCCGUGGUGGGCACGUGGGACGUGAUGUCCCUUUUUGUGCUGAGGGCGCCUCUCAGCUGGAACCAAGUGCAGGUGGGCUACGGCAUGGCUGUAGGCUACACCAUCUUCAUCUCGAGCUUCCUGGGGGUCCUGGGGUUCUCCCGCUGCUUCCAGGACACCACCAUGAUCAUGAUCGGGAUGGUCUCCUUUGGGUCUGGAGCCCUGCUCUUGGCCUUUGCAAAAACGACAUAUAUGUUCUACAUUGCUCGGGGCGUCAUGAUGUUUUCUCUGAUCCCCAUCACAACCAUCCGAUCCGCAAUGUCCAAGCUCAUAAAGGGAUCCUCUUAUGGAAAGGUGUUUGUCAUCCUGCAGCUGUCCCUGGCUCUCACGGGGGUGGUGAUAUCUGUAGCGUAUAAUGAGAUCUAUCAGGUCUCCAUGGAAAAGUUCGCCGGCACCUGCUUUGCUCUCUCCGCCUUCCUGUCGUUCCUGGCCAUCGUCCCGAUUGGCAUCGUGGCCCACAGGCAAGCCUCGUGGUUGCAAUGCACAGGUGCCACAGAGAAGUGAAGGUGCUGACUUGCAGGAGCUGCCACACUCUUGCUACCAGUAUGGCAAAAGGAGACACUGGAGAACAGGUGACCAAAGCUACCCGCUACCCAAGAAUGGCAAGAAUGGCAGUGUCCAGAAGGUGCCAGCCUGAGAACAAACUGUACAGGCUCUGGGGUUCUUGGUGGGUGGGGCAACACUUUCCUGGUGACGGAAGAACUUUCUCGGCGUUCAGAUGCCCUGUAUGGUGAGGCUAGGCUCUGCAGGCAGCAGUGCGCGAUCCUUGAAGGGCUGCAUGCAGACUGGGGGCACAGCCCCAUCCAACACGGGAGGGCCAUCGGGCUCCAUCUGUAGACAACCAGCCUCUUUUCUUCCGGAAGGUUCCAGGGUAUGGUUCAUUCGUCAACUGGGUGUUCUGCUUGAGGUCCCACCCGAGAACGCCACCAGGGCCAUGCAUUUUCAACAGCCUAAAGAGAUGUCAUUUCAAGAACUGCCAACACCACCGAACCUCGGUCCAUGUUUUUAAAAUGAAAACCUGGGGGAACGUUAGCUGCUUCCUGGGGCCAUUUGAGUUGUGAAUGUUCGAGAAAGCUUCGGUCUCCAGGUGUUUCCACUUUUGAAGAAGCAAACAGAACACUCUCUUCAGUGAAUAUGAAGGUGAAUACUUCCAGUCAGCACUACCUCCCCCAGAGAGUGGUGUGAAAGCAGCAGUGGGAGGAGAUGUCUGAAAGGCCAUUUUAUUAUCCUGUUUUAUAGCCUAUUUUCCUUUGCAUAUAAAAGCUGACUCACUGCCUAA
Molecule: messenger RNA, 2203 nt
Organism: Echinops telfairi (small Madagascar hedgehog)
Lineage: Eukaryota; Metazoa; Chordata; Mammalia; Afrosoricida; Tenrecidae
Gene: SLC46A2
Product: solute carrier family 46 member 2
Exons: 4
Coding region: 1-1428 (475 amino acids)
Biological process (GO): transmembrane transport
Cellular component (GO): membrane
Molecular function (GO): transmembrane transporter activity
Source: RefSeq, a predicted model, not a curated record